Messenger RNA from Vigna radiata var. radiata (mung bean), 1578 nucleotides. Its product is annotated as DAR GTPase 2, mitochondrial. Gene Ontology annotation, molecular function: GTPase activity; GTP binding. The transcript is spliced from 8 exons. Gene Ontology annotation, cellular component: mitochondrion. Lineage: Eukaryota; Viridiplantae; Streptophyta; Magnoliopsida; Fabales; Fabaceae. The record is from RefSeq and is a predicted model, not a curated record. Bases 242 to 1375 code for a protein of 377 amino acids.
UAAUUUUUUUCGUGGUCUCCCUUCUUCUUGCUUCCCACUCAGUGAGAAAUCCCACCUUAAUUCCAGAUCCCAUUUCAAUCUCAGAAAGCAAGACAUUUCAAGUUCCACCACAAUCCCUGUUCUCGGUUCGAUAUACAAAAAUCUGAACUGAACCUCAAUGAGGUAUGGAGAGAAACGUUUGCUGGGAGUGAAAAUAAUAAUUUUGCACUGAUUGUUCAUUGUGUAUUCACCUCAUGAGAAUAUGAGAAGCAUGACAGCGAUGAGUUUGGGCAGACGAAUUGGCACAGUGUUAAAGGAAGAGCUGAGAAGUAAGGGAGAAUGGCGCGAUUCUCUUAUGGCCGCCGCUUUUCGUGCUAUUGCAGAAAGAAUCCCGUUGGCGAAUCUCGUCGUCGAAGUUAGAGAUGCAAGGAUUCCCCUGUCCUCCGAAUGCGAGAUACUCAGAAACUACCCACUUCCCCAUAAACAAAUCAUAGCGCUCAAUAAAAUGGAUCUUGCGGGUGCAUCGAAUGUGAAGGCAUGGGUGGAAUAUUUUAGGGAAAGGAAGUGCAUAUCUUGUGGAGUCAAUGCUCAUAACAAGGAGAACAUCAGACAGCUUCUAAGCCUUAUACAAUGCCAAGUGAGAGAACUCAAGAAACAUGAUCAAUGUGACAAUAAUUAUACCGCUACAGUAAUGUUGAUUGGGAUUCCAAAUGUUGGUAAGUCGGCACUUACCAAUGCUUUGCAUCAAGUGGGGAGAAUCAAUGCAGCAGAAAAAGGAAAGCUAAAGCAUGCAACUGUGAGUCCAGAACCAAGAGUGACUAAAGAUAUUCGAAGUUUUAAGAUUGGUAGCCAUCCCAAUAUUUAUGUGUUAGACACUCCAGCUAUUUUAUCUCCAAAGGUUCCUAAUGCUGCUGUUUUGUCUAAAUUAAUUUUAACAGGAGCAGUUGAGGAUUGUUUACUCAGGAGAAAAGAAGUUGCCCAAUAUUUUCUGGCUAUACACAACUCCAGUGACCAAUACAAGAAAUGGGCAAAACUAUAUACGAAGGAUAAUGAUAGAUCAUUCCUUAACGGCAUAACAGAACAGUUGACUAGCUCCGAGUUGCUAAUGAAGCACAAAAGCCAAACCCCGACAGAUCACACACAGGACUGCAUAGUGCAGGAUGUUCGACGGAUACUUUUUGAAACAAUUUCAUCUUUGGAAGGCGAUAUAAAAUGUGAAGAUGAAAUGCUUGCUCUCAUUGAUAGGCAGUUUAGUGCCUUGCAGGAAACUUUCCAUGUUUCAGUUGAAUGUGAAGAAGAUGCUCAUGACAAGGUUGCUGGGAAGUUGCUUAAUCUUUUCCGUACUGGCCGUAUUGGACAUUAUAUUUUAGAUCAUCUUCCUGGAAAGAUUCAAUGAUACCCAUGCUUCAUGGAGGAGCAGGUCAUUUUGUCUCUUUUCAUUUUACCUCUUUUUUUUUUUUUUUUUUUUUUUUUUUUUUUUUUAAUUUAUUNUUUUUUUUUUUUUUUAAUUUAUUGUAACUAUUUUUGGUCAGAAGUUAGGAGUAACUUAAGUAUAUGUAUGGGUGUUAUUGGAUAAUUCCGUUAAGAUCUUUUUCUUUC